UUCUAUCUGUAUGGAAUGAAGUCUCUCAGACAUGCAAACGAUGUGCCGACAUUACCAGUGAUCCCGUCCUCUCUACUCCCAUUUACUACAAGCCCCUACUCUGAAAUGGAGAAGUACUGCCUGGAUUCUCUUUCCAACAUCUCAGAACAGCAUGGCAUUGUCUGUAACAUCACAUUGCUAAAUGUUACAGGAAAUGACACUGGAACCAAGUCCAUUGAGGACAGACUACUGGAAGUUCUAGGGCCGAAGCGCUCCCCCGUCUUUCUCCCUAUCUCCCUGGUUUACCUGCUCAUAUUCCUCCUGGGUGUGUCUGGUAACCUGCUCACAUGCACAGUGAUAUCCAAACACAAGAAGAUGUGCACCCCCACCAACCUAUACCUGUUCAGCCUGGCUGUGUCAGACCUCCUGGUGCUCUUCUUUGGGAUGCCCCUGGAGAUCUACGACCUGUGGCAGAACUACCCCUUCCCCUUCGGAGAGGGAGUCUGCUACUUCAAGAUUUUCCUCUUCGAGACUGUAUGCUUUGCCUCCAUCCUCAAUGUGACAGUGCUGAGUGUGGAGAGGUAUAUCGCAGUGGUCCAUCCACUAAAAACACGCUAUGUUGCCACCAACAAGCAUGCCAAGCGUGUCAUCAGUGCUGUAUGGGUGCUGUCCCUGGUUUGUGCCAUCCCUAACACUUCCCUGCAUGGCAUCAACUACUUGAAUCUCCCGGAGAAGGUGGCAGAGUCAGCCAUAUGCAGUUUGAUAGGUUCCCCGUGGAUCUACAACCUGGUGAUUCUGAUCACCACCACAUGCUUCUACAUUGUUCCCGUGACGGUGAUCAGCGGGCUGUACCUGGGGAUUGGCAUCAAGCUGGGCAGGGAGCGACACCUCUCCCGGGGGACGAUGAGGAAGAACUGUAGCGCUAACAUCAGCUGGAGAAUCCAUGUGGAGCAAGUGCGCAGGAGACAAGUCACCAAGAUGCUUGCUGUGGUCGUGCUGGUGUUUGCCAUCUGCUGGGCACCUUUCCACAUUGACCGGAUCCUGUGGAGCUGCAUCAUGCAGUGGUCUGUCUGGACAGACCUCAACCAAGCCGUGUACCAGUGUGUGCACCUCCUUUCAGGCAUCCUCUUCUACCUCAGCUCUGCAGUCAACCCCGUUAUCUAUAACCUGCUCUCCACACGCUUCCGGGAAUGCUUCUGGGAUCUCGUCUGCACCCAUACAGAAGACACCACUGCUGGAAAAGACUUCACACCCUCCGCCAAGAUCCUGCUGGUCCCCUUGGGCCCAGUUCCUAAGACCCAAGCCAGGCCCAGUGACCACAACUCCCUCACUCCCCUGUUAUCUCCAACUGGGAACACAGAGAUCACAACACUGACAAGUAAACAUUUGUGCGUGGUGGACUCUGACUUCACUGCUACUGCUUUUUAAUGAUAUUUCAUAUUUAAUGCAGAGAUGUAGACUCGAAUCACGUGACUUGGACUCCAGUACUACUUGAGUCACAAAUUUUGCCACUUAGACUUGACAAAAAGAAAAAACACUUAAUUUACUGUUAAAUUUGGUUAUUACACCGUGAACGUACACUGAGCAUACAAAAGCUCUUUUCAUGACAUAGACUGACCAGGUGGAUCCAGGAGAAAGAUAUGAUCCCUUAGAUGUCACCUGUUCAAUGUAGAUGAAGGAGAAUAGACAGGUUAAAUAAGUAUUUUUAAGCCUUGAGACAAUUAUUGUGUAUGUGUGCUAUUCAGAGGGUGAAUGGGCAAGACAAAAGAUUGAAGUGCCUUUGAACAGGGUAGUAGGUGCAGCUGUUUGAGUGUGUCAAGAACUGCAAUGCUGCAUUUGAUGCCUUGUAGAGUCCAUGCCCUGAUGAAUUGAGGCUGUUUUGAGGGCAAAAGAGGGUGUAACUCAAUACUAGGAAUGUGUUCCUAAUGUUUCGUACACAGUGAACAUUCACGGCAAUUCCAUUGCUCAAAGCGGAGAAUCGUAUUGGUUAUAUGGGAAAUUACCUUUAAAUUCUGUUCUGCCUCGCGCCGCUGCACCAGCAAGUGCAGAAAGGCAAGGGGAAGAAUAGAGCACUGUCCUAUAUAUUCAAUGCUUGUCGCUUGAAAAUAUGAGCUCUGAGGUUGAGUUUCUGUGGAUGUUAAUUCUCAGCCAUCCACAGACCUCUCAAUGUGCAUACAGUGGGUAGGGGAAAAACAAAAACACUUUAUUGUAAUUGGAGAUUUCAUAAUAUAAGUCAAACUGUAGUUGUACUAUCAACAGUAGCUGUAUAUCAUCAUUUGGAUGGCCUUUCUAUUAGUAAUGAUGAUUGAAAAAAACAUUAAGCUAUUGAUCUGUGAAGUUUAAUAUGUAGGCCUAUGUACUGUACUAGGAGGUCUAAUGUAAGGAAAACAGUAAAUAUCAUUAAAAAUUGCUUUGAAAUUGGUAUGAAACAAAUUGGUAUAAAAUUGGUAUAAAAAUAGAUACUUUGGGAUUUUGGCAAUCUACCUCCCCAGAGUCACAUGAACUCGUGGAUACCAUUUUCCAGUAGGAAGUAAGUUAGAGGUAAUUUUGUAAGCCAAUGCUAGCUAGUGUUAGCACAAUGACUGGAAGUCGAUUGGUAUCUGCUAAAUGCUAGUUAGCAAUUGCACUAGUGCCAGCAAAGAUUUUUUUUUUAAUCUAUGACGCUAGUUAGAAACUUCCUUCAAACUGCACGCAAAGACAUACAAAUGGUAUCCACAAGAUCAUCUGACUCUGGGGAAGAAGAUACAAUGCCUCAUUGCCAAAAUCCUGAAGUAUCCCUUUAACUAUUGACUCAAAACCCCAAAUUAGGGACUUGUGACUUGACCUGAUCUCUGGAACUUGGGACCUGACUUGAGAUUUGCCCAUUAUUACUUGAAACUUGACUUGAGACUGAAGGUUAAGACUUGACUUGCUUAGGACUUCCUAAAUUGUGACUUGGUCCCAUGUCUGGUUUAAUGUGUAGUGGAUAUGAUGCCUUCUGUCAGGAGGUGGAUUUGACUAAUGAGCAGAUGAUACGUUGUGCACAAUUGGAAAAGUAAAUAUUUAAUGAGGUGAUAUGUGAACUUGUUAUUGAAACAGCAUAAAUCCUCAUAGCAUAAACAUUUAUCUGAAAACAACUGAUUUAGGGGUAUGUAAAUGAGAGACUUGGUUGCACUUGAUAAUUAACUCUAAUGAUUGAUUAUCCCAUAUUUACCUUUGUGACAUUGACUUUAUGUGAACUGCAGUUAUGUAUUCAUAACCACCUAGUCCUGCCCCUUAAUUUAUUGUGUAUGUCAACACUUCCCCAUGUGUAUUUCACCUUGUCAAAUAAUUGAAUGUACAUAUGUAGCACAGCUGUCCUUCGACUUAGAAGUGGUAUGUAAUUUCAUUUAAAUCAAUAUUUAUUGCCUUUCUGUGAAAAACAGCAAAACAUGAAUGUAUUGCUUGGUGAUUAUUUCAGGAAUUGCAUUGUUUUCUAGCCGUUAUUGAUUGCUUUAUUUUCUUGCACCUACGGUAUGUAGUCUGUAAAUUUCAGACUGAGAUUAUGUCCAUUGACCGAUGCCCAACAUAACUGCACAAAGACUUUUGAGUAUCCAUGUAAUCAAUUCCAAUGAGUUGAUAUAGCUUUUCUUACUAAACAUAUUUAUGUUGC
Messenger RNA from Oncorhynchus keta (chum salmon), 3610 nucleotides. Its product is annotated as neuromedin-U receptor 2-like. The record is from RefSeq and is a predicted model, not a curated record. The coding region runs from base 16 to 1407 and encodes 463 amino acids. Gene Ontology annotation, molecular function: neuromedin U receptor activity. Lineage: Eukaryota; Metazoa; Chordata; Actinopteri; Salmoniformes; Salmonidae. Gene Ontology annotation, biological process: G protein-coupled receptor signaling pathway. Gene Ontology annotation, cellular component: plasma membrane. The transcript is spliced from 2 exons.